ACAUUCAGGAGCCGGUGCAGGCCCAGUAUUUGCCAACAGUGUAUAACAGAGACGUGACCGAUCACCCGGGCGGCUAGCGAGGAUGAAAAUAAAGUAAAAACAUUAACUGGCGCCCACCCAGCUGCCGUAGCCAUGGCUGAGAACAGUGUGAGCCCUCGACAGGAAGCAGCUGGUACAUUGCUUGGUGCCACAGUAGCGUCAAAACCCUAUAAUAUGGCAUUUUGUUCGUGGUAUAAAGAAGAAAAAUACCGGGACCACUUUAAGCCAGGCAUCUAUGUUUGUCGUAAAUGUGGGCAUGAGUUGUUUUCAAGUAAAAUGAAGUACAACCAUGGAACACCAUGGCCUGCAUUUGUAAACACUAUAAAGAGUGAUUCUGUCCAGAAAAGGAAAGAAAGUAAACUUGCAUUGAAGGUAUUGUGUGGAAAGUGUGGCAAUGGCUUAGGCCAUGAAUUUUUGAAGGAUGGCCCUGAUGGAAAGAGUUCACGUUUCUGAAUAUUUUCACACUCCCUCAAAUUUGUAUCUAAAGAAGAGGGAGACGAGAAUCAGAUCAAGAAUGGUAAUGCACAAAGCAAUGGAAAUUCCUGAGGGCCAAAAGGAAAUUGUGAGAAGUCAAGGACGGCCUCCACUAACCAAGAAAAUUGCAACCUGUUUUAGAAUUCGUAGGUCAGAGUUGAAAGUUAUAUGAACUAUGAUUUUUAUUUAUUAGGAACUAAUCAAAGUCUGAUGAAAUUGCUCGAAGUAAAUGUUGUUAAUAUUAGUAAUAAAUUGAACUUCCCCAUUAUUAUGGAAUUUAUAAUAUUUUAAGUUUCAAUUUGUUUAGAAUGUGUACAUUCUAUCUGUAAGUGCACUGUAUUUUGAUACAAAUCUCAAUUUAGGAUCAUAUCAGUUUUCAGGGAAUCUCAGUACAGUAUUGUAGCAUUAGAUGUUGAUCAUUUAAUGAGUUAUUUUUUGGGGGAGCUCUGAAUAAAUUUUUUUUAAUGAGUUAUGUGAAUUAGUGUCAUGAAGCUUUAAAGAUAAACUUGAUGUCAAGGUCUCUAUGGUGGAUGUCUUGCCUAAACCACAUAACUUACUUCCUUGUCUGUUUUCACAAGUUACAAAAUUGUUAGUAGACAGCUUUUGUGUGUUACCUUAUUUUGUACAUAUCUGAUCAUAACAUCAGCUGGCCAUGAAAAUAUUUAAAUAAUUGAUAUUUAACCUUAAAAAGUAACUCAUUAAAUGAAUAAGAUGUUUAAUCUUGUCAUAUACUUCAAAAUAAUAAAGGAAUUACGUUAAUAGAA
Molecule: messenger RNA, 1277 nt
Organism: Homarus americanus (American lobster)
Lineage: Eukaryota; Metazoa; Arthropoda; Malacostraca; Decapoda; Nephropidae
Product: methionine-R-sulfoxide reductase B1-A-like
Exons: 4
Molecular function (GO): peptide-methionine (R)-S-oxide reductase activity
Source: RefSeq, a predicted model, not a curated record